Molecule: messenger RNA, 699 nt
Organism: Aspergillus tanneri
Lineage: Eukaryota; Fungi; Ascomycota; Eurotiomycetes; Eurotiales; Aspergillaceae
Product: HPP family protein
Exons: 1
Coding region: 1-699 (232 amino acids)
Source: RefSeq, a predicted model, not a curated record
AUGCCUGAACAGUCUCUUUUAGCCCGACUUCCCCGAUGGCUCAGUCACUGGCUUGGCUAUCGUCCAGACCCCCCCAAGCCUCUACCGCAAUAUUUGGUCUGGUUCUGGUCUUUCAUUUCCGCAUUCUGUGGGCUGUCGGUGUUACAGGCCCUCUUCAAUUACUCCCAGUACUUCAUCGACCGGGGAGUGCCUGGGAUUAUAGCCUCCUAUGUCAGUAUUUUCUCUCUCCCCUCUGUUAUGAUUGCCACUAACACUAAGAAACGUCAGGGAGCGUCGGCGGUUCUCGUCUUUGGUGCAAUUGAGAGUCCGCUGGCUCAACCUCGCGCCUUGAUCUUUGGUCAUUUCCUGAGCGCGUUGGUCGGGGUCUGUAUCACGAAGCUGUUCAGCUUAAUUCCAGACGAGGAGAGAUUCAACUCGGUGCGAUGGUUGGCCGCAUCACUAUCAUCUGCCAUAGCGAUUGUGGUCAUGCAGAUCACGCAAACCACCCAUCCUCCAGCAGGUGCGACUGCUCUGCUCCCGGCGACCAGUGAUGCCGUGUGGAAUCUGUCCUGGUACUUUCUGCCUGUGACCCUACUGUCUUCUACCAUGAUUCUUGCCGUGGCGUUAUUGGUCAACAACAUCCAGCGCCGGUAUCCCACGUUCUGGAUUGCUCCACCCAAGCCGAAAGCCGCCCUUCCCCAGACAAAUCCGCCUAAAUAA